AGCUCGUGUGCCAGGCGAGUGCUGACCGAGCUCUCACUCUGCGCAUAGUCAUCCUCUCCACUGCUUCCUUCUGCUGCAAGUCGCGCCCGCUGUCUGAUAGUCGCUCCUUCUCGCGCUCAUCUCCGCAUCGUCUGGGGACCGGGCAGCAACGGUCCAGUGCAUGUCGAAGAGUUGAUUACAGCUGAGAGCUUGCACCGAAACCUUAACACGCGCAACUCCACCCGCGUCCGCCGCCUCGUCCUCAUCCAUCGGCCUUGACAUUUUGCGAGUUCGUGCCCAUAUCUCCAACGAGAGCGCCGACGAGAAUCUACGUGCAUUGGCGAAGAUCAGGUUGACUGGAGCUCGACGGGUCAACGAACAGAUGUGCAGCGGCGGCGACAGCAUGAAGUGAGACAGGGUCACAGAUUCAUUCGGAGUAGGCGAUGAGAGCGGCUGGUUGCUAUUAGGCAAGUACGUGAGCAGACGAGCGAAUAUGGAGCGCGAGACCGACCACGACACCACUGUGGCUCCAUUCAAACGCUUCUACGAGCGCCUACGCGAGGAUGUUCCGGGCUACGAGUUCAACGAUCGCAUGCCGCCCUUUCACUCGAGCUACGACGACUGGCAUUUCUUUGGUCGCAAGAAACCGUCCAAGGCGGCAAGUGCUGCGCGCAAGACGAGCACCUCCUCGAAUCCGGGCUCUCGUCCCUCAUCGAUUCGGACCCGAUCCGACUAUGAUGCCAACACUCCAGAUGAAGAGAAGGAGAAGGAUAUAUGGGUGGUCGGACGAUUGUCAAGACAGAUCUUGCGGCUUGAGCGUGAGACCAAGCUGUGCCAGACGCUCUUCAAUUCGUCCGACAGUCACAGACAUUUCGUUCGGCCCCUCGACUUCUUCCGUCUGCCUGCGCGGCAGUCGGGGGAGGUACCUCUGGCUAUUACCAUCGUAGAAGCGCCAGGAAGGAACUACUUAGAGGAGCUGGUCUCGUUUGGCGCUAAUUUCUACUCCGGGACGCCAGACUCACCUCAAAUCCAGCGCCAUGAUCAAGUCGCGCUGCUCACCUUCUUGGAUGUCGCGAUAGGUGCCAGCGAGUGCCUCGAGAUUCUGCACCACGAGCAUGAUAUCGUACACGGAGAAAUCAGAGGCGAUGCCUUCCACUUCAAUCAGGAAUCUGGAAUCGUGCGCAUGAUCAACUUUGGCUCUGGGGUUCGGAGCUUCGAGCACGGCUUGACCUCUGCUAAUUGGACCACUUUGAUGGCCCAGCGUGGCGUGGAGCACCGUUUGCAAUUCAUCGCCCCCGAGCAGACUGGUCGACUCCCUGCCGAGCCCGAUGCGCGAACCGACAUCUAUUCACUUGGUAUACUUUUCUGGACCAUGUUGACUGGGCAGCCGCCGUUUGAGGGACGAUCGCCUUUGGACAUCAUGCAGAACGUGCUUUCCCGACGCAUACCUCUGGCCUCGUCGAUAAGGUCGGAUGUGCCAGACGUGCUUUCCAGACUCAUCCAGAAGAUGACCGCACGCAACAUGGAUGACCGCUACAAUUCGACCACUGGUGUCAAGCAUGACUUGCAAAAGCUCAAACAAAUCUUGACGGAUGGCGAUCUAGACGCCCUGGCAAGCUUCAAGCUCGGCGAGAAGGAUGUGUCGUGCUUCUUCGUGCUGCCUUCAGAUCUUGUAGGCCGGGACAGCCAGCGUAACAAGAUAAUCGAAGUGAUCGAAAGGGCAGCAGCAAGAGCUGCUCGCGCCACCAUCUCUAGAAAGGGUCUGUACACAUUGAGCUCCGCCAGCUCGUCGAUCAUGUCAACUGAUCCUCAAGCGGCGAGCCUACUUGAUGAUAUCAUGAGUGAUAGCACAUCCUCAACGGAUCGUGAUCGCAGUCGCGAUGAUACGAAAUUGACGUCUAUCCCGGAGUCGACAGCGCCGGAGCACCAUCGCUUCAGCAGAGUCUCCCAGGAUCGUCUGGAGACACUUGCACGCACAGGGAGCAUGGCUUCCUCUGCCACUUCCACAAACGAAGAUGGCACCAUACAUGGACCCGAACGGAGAGACGCUUCCUUUGACAGUCUCGGGUCGGGAGCGAGAGCGACACCCGAGAGCUUGUACAGGACUGUAUCCAGCUAUCAGAUGGGCAGCAUAACUUCAGAACCAAGCACAAUGCUUCGCAACGCACAGAAACUUAAGAGGAAGGGCAGGACGGAGAUCAUCGGCAUCUGUGGUCAAGCCGGCUUUGGCAAGUCGGCACUUAUUCAGAGCAUCCAGAGCCAAAUCAGGAAGCAUGGUUAUUUCACGACAGCAAAAUUCGAUCCGGUCCGCAAGGCGCCUUUCGAUCCUGUGGUCAGAGUAAUGUCUUCAUUAUUUCGACAGAUCUUUUCAGAAAAUGACGUGAAUACAACCUUUCACGACAACAUCCGCAAUUUCACCCGACCAUACUGGGGUAUUCUACAUACCUACCUAGAACUUCCGCUUUGGCUACUGUCGCCUACAGUCAACGGAAAGAUGGCCAAUCAAGGCCCAGCCGAGCGCUCGCCCAACGGGCAGUUGGGACAGAUGCCGGAAAGGAAGAUGUGCAACGCGGCCAGUACUCAGGAGUGGUUGCGUUCUGGCGGCUCCAAUAAGUCAUCUCGAUUUAUGUCAAUCUUUCUGGACGUGCUCCGCUUGCUGGCCGUGCAGAGAUUCGUUUGUUUCUGCUUGGACGAUCUGCAAUACGCAGAUCCAGAAAGCUUGGAGCUGCUGCACAUAAUUGUGAAAAGCCACAUUCCAAUCGUGCUGAUCCUCACUUACAGAGAGGAGAAAAUUACGGAUCCUACCAUAACAAGGCUGCUCGACAGAGCGACGAAAGUGACAGUGGGCCCUUUCACUGACGACCAGGCUACCCAAUACUGUUCACAGGCACUCCACCGUCCAGCAGAGUACGUCACUCCACUCGUGGCGGUCAUACAGGAGAAAACGCAGGGCAAUCCAUUUUUCGUUCGAGAAAUGCUAGACUCUGCAUAUCGUAAGAAAUGCAUCUACUAUUGCUGGAAGUGUGGCCACUGGGAGUUCAGUCUGGACAAGCUGUUCGAGGAAUUCUCGACACCCGACAGCAACAGAUUCUCGACUAACGACUUCAUCUUGCGACGCAUGCGCGAGUUGCCUAUCGAUGCUCAAUCAGUACUGGCAUGGGCCGCCAUCGUUGGCAACAGCUUUCAAUUCAAAGUACUGCAGCGGGUCAUGAGUUGUGCGUGCUCAGAUCUUGCGCCGCAGCCUCUCAUCCCACCCAAAUCGACAGAUGCUGUGGCGGGGCUGCAGACGGCACUCUCCUCAUUCAUCGUCAUGCCGACAGAAGAUGAAGAUCGUUUCAAGUUCAGUCACGAUCGAUAUGUUGCGGCAGCUGACGCUUUGUGCGACGAUUACGUGCGCGAAGAAAUGCACUUUGUUGUCGCGUCGUCUAUGAUGAAGCACCUUCCAUAUGACCCUGUCAACCAGCCCAACAAGGUUCUGUUUGAGCAAGCACGACAUGUCUGCGAGGGCAUCAAGGCAAUCAAACGCCGAGCGCCAAAGAAGACACACUUUCGAGAGCUGCUAUACCAGGCAGCGGAGACGGCCAAGGAAUCAGGAGCGCGAAAGUCCGGGCUGUACUACUUUCAGGCAUGCCUGGAAAUGCUACCAGAGAAUCCAUGGAACGAUGAGACCGGCGACGCGACCUAUGCCGAAACACUCACACUCUUCAUUCGCGCGGCUGAGGCAUUUUGGUACAACGGCGAGUAUGAAGAUGCAACAACACUCUUGAACGCCGUCUUCUCGCAUGCACGUCACGCAACAGACAAGGCACCUGCGGCUAUCAUUCUCAGCCGCAUGUACGUUCAGAAGGGCGACAGCAAGACCGCGUUCGAAGGACUAAGACAGGCUCUUGUAGACCUUGGAUUGGCUAUAGAGGACCGGUCGCUUGAAGAAUGUGAUGAAGAGCUUCAGCGACUCCUUCCACAGCUGCAGGAGGUCAGCAUGGACUUCAGCGGCAUUGAGGCAAAAGAUAUUGACAGAGGCCUAAUGACUCUGGGUGCUCUGCUUACUGAACUCCAAUCAUCAGCAUACUGGACCGACCCUGUUUUGUUCUACAAUGCCACGCUCACCAUCAUGAAGCUGUACCUCGAACGCGGGAUGUAUCCUCAGGUGGCUUUGGGCUACGUGAAUCUCGCGGCCAUCAGUGUGUGGCGAUUCAGUAUGGUUCAACCGGCAAUGCAAUUCGCAGACCGUGCUCAUCAGAUAGUGGACCACUUCGAUCAGGAGUACUACACUAUCGGACGUGCACUCACCCUAUAUUCCACCUUCGUCGGUCAUAUCCAGUGGGGUUUCCGUGAGAACUUCCAGAUCCUGAAUCGAGGGCUGGAGGCUGCCUCGAUAGCAGGUGACAAAAUCUUGCAUCUUCUCAACAUUGGCGUUAUGGCCGCUUAUCGACUUUGGGCUUCUGAAAGCGUCUCCGAAAUCGAGGCGUACAUCGUUUCCAUCAGCGACGAGUUCCCAGAGUGGCAACAGAACCUAAGAGGCGGCGUAUUUCUGAUGGGCGUCCGACAGUAUGCUCGAGCAUUGGCGGGCAAGACAUACUACAAAUCAGCUCCCGAUGUCUUGACUGAUACCAACCAUUCCGACAUUGACUACGUUCGAUACAUCAGAGCACAUUCAUCAAACCCGGAGCGCCCACUCUCCAUCUACCUGACAUAUCAGCUCAUUGCGUUAUACCGCUUUGGCCACUACAAAGAAGCACUGGAGCUUGGCGAAAAGCUCUCGUCAAUGACGGAUGGUUUGCUAUGCAUGCGUUAUAGGUACUCGGCUAUGUUCUACCUGUCGCUGGCUCUUAUUGGUUCACUCCGCGAAAAUCCAGACCGGCCGGACAAAGCAGCAGUGCUAGCUCGCGUCGCGCACUAUCGAGCCCAAUGUGAGAUAGUGGCAAGUGCUAACGAUGCGAACUACGUAACGUAUAUCGCGCUGCUGGACGCCGAGGUUGCAGACAUCACUCACGAUUACGCCCAUGUGCUUGAGCAUUAUGAGAAAGCCGUCGAUCACGCUCUGAUCACUAACACGGCCCUUGACGAGGGUCUCGCCUUGGAGCAUUACGCAGACUGGCUGGUCCGAAUGGGUGCCGCGAGGCCUGCCCGCGGAAUCUUGCUUGACGCUAUCUCAGCUUAUCGUCGUAUUGGUGCGUAUGGCAAAGCCGACCACGUCAGGGACAAAUAUGAGUACCUCUUGUACGGCACGAAGAGCCUCUCGAACGCGGAUGCUGCAACGCAGACCGCUCAUGACGCAUCUGCUGGUGCGGCAUAUACCUACAGACUAGAGCGCAUGGCGAGCCAUGGGGCAGCUCCCACCUCGGCUGAGAGGACUGAGGAAUGGCUCGAGCCUUCCCACUCGCAGACUACAGCCAUGAACGGGGACAAGGAACCUCCUGCUGCGCUGUCUUCAGCCGUCGGGUUGGAUAUGAUCGACCUUGCUGGUAUUCUGGAGUCCAGUCAAUUGCUCUCGUCCGAGCUUGAUGUCGAUCGCUUGCUAUCAAAGCUCACAAACAUCAUCGUCGACUCGACGGGUGCAGAGCUGGUCGGUCUUGUUGUAGAGAACGAUCAAGGGGAAUGGUGUGUGGCAUCUGUGGGUACGCCGGAUAAUAUCGAGGCACCCGAGAUGGCCAUACCACUCGAGGAUGUCGAGGAUCCGGUGGCGAGACAAGUCACAAAGUACGUGCUGCGCUUCAAAGAACAGGUCUUCCUGCGGCAAGUGCUAGACGACGAGAGGUUUUCGAACGUGCCGGAUUCAUGGCUCGAGCAGAACCCUGAUGGAGCAAGCAUGAUCUCGAUACCCAUCUUGCACGGAGAGAACGUACUUCUUGGCAGUCUCUAUUGCCAGGCUCAGCCGAACACCUUCACGGAACGCACAGUAACUCUGCUAAAACUGCUUGUCAACCAGAUCGCCAUAUCGAUCGCCAAUGCGCUUCUCUUCAAGCGAUCCGAGAGAGUGCAGGCUAGUAAUGCAAGCAUGCUCAUCGUUCAGAAGCAAGCCCUGGCACAGGCGCAAGAGCAAGAGAAAAAAGCGAAAGCUGCUGAGGCAGAAGCGAAAGAAAUGGUUCGACUGAAGGAUGAAGCGGCAAAGGCGAAGUCAAUGUUCUUGGCUAACGUCUCGCAUGAGCUGCGGACGCCGCUCAACGGCGUUAUCGGCAUGUCUGAAAUGCUCAAAGCCACGGUCCUCACGAAAGAACAAGAAGAACAUGCCGACAGCAUUCGGGUGUGUGCGGAUACGCUGCUUAGUGUGAUCAACGACAUCCUAGACUUCUCGAAACUGGAGGCCGGAAAGAUGCAAGUAUUCAGUGUGCCACUCAGCCUGACAGAGACCAUUUCUGAAGUCGUGAGGGCCCUCUCCUAUACAAACAUUGAGAGGAACCUUGUGACGAAGACGGAAUUAGACAUUGACAAGGACCUGGUCGUCAUGGGUGAUCCGGUCAGACUGCAUCAGAUCCUGAUGAACUUGAUGUCCAACGCUUACAAGUUCACGGCGCGAGGCAGUGUGACUGUACGCGCAAAGGUCGAUUGGGAAGACGAAAACUACAUCAAGGUCACCACCUCAGUCACUGAUACUGGCAUUGGAAUCUCACAGGAGCAGCAGAAGAAGCUAUUCUUGCCCUUCUCUCAGGCCGACUCUAGCACAGCACGAAGUUACGGCGGCACUGGUCUUGGCUUAUCCAUCUGCAAGGCAAUCCUCGAGAACGUCAUGAAGGGACAAAUCUGGCUGGAGAGCACUCCAGACGUAGGGACGACUGUCUCGUUCAGCCUUACUUUCAAGAAAGUCCACGCAUCCGAGCUUAACGAGCACACUGGCACGACUCCGCACGGAAGAGAGGCGGACCCUAUGGCCAUUUUCACACCGCCUGCUGUGGAUGAUGGACCAGGGGCUCGUGCUGUAGUCAGCCUGCAAGGCAUUCCUCGUGAUCAGCUCAAAGUCUGCAUCGCAGAGGACAAUCUGAUCAAUCAGCGUAUUGCUAUCAACUUUGUGAAGAAGCUUGGCUUCAAUUGCGAAGCGUACGGGGACGGACAGCAGGCUGUGGAUGCAUUGGCACGAGCUUCAGCGGACGGCAAUCCAUUCCACUUGGUCCUCAUGGAUGUUCAGAUGCCCGUUCUAGAUGGCUACAAUGCGACACGGGAGAUCCGUAAGCACGAAGACCCGCGCGUGAGAGACAUACUGGUCAUCGCAAUGACGGCUUCUGCUAUCCGUGGAGAUCGGGAAAAGUGCCUUGAAGCAGGCAUGAACAACUACCUCGCCAAGCCUGUACGUGCAGAUACCUUGAAGCAGAUGCUGGAGAGCUACCUCCAUCAGCCCGCCAAGUCGAUUCCAAACCUCCAAGACGAGGCGAACAAGCUUGUGUCGACUGUUGAGGACGAGGAGGCCAGGCGCGAAGACCAAACUGCCAAAGAGAACAUUGAUUUCCGAAACGAGGCACACAAGAACGGUGUCGUAGCUGGGGUUGGGCUCGCCGGAAGCCUCAAGGACCCACCAGAGAGACCGCGUAGUGCUCAGCGUGGAAGCACAGUCGUCCAUCUCACCCCAGAGGAAAUGGCAAAGAAGCCCAAAGCCCAGACGCAAAUGCGAGAUCAGUUGAAGGUUGUCGAGCAGCAAAUCCGCGAACUGCAAAACCGGCCUUCGAGAGCUGCUGCCCGUCCUGGACUUGGAGGACGUUCCAAUACCGGGAGUAGUACUGGGAGUCCAGGCGCCCCACUCGCACGAUCUGUCUCUGGCAGUUCCGCGGCUGGCAGUAGUGUCCCUUCUGUGACUUCCGUCCCAGCAGGCUUUGCAGCGCCUCCGAGGAGCACGCCUUUACGUGCAGCAGAUUUCGACCAGAGCGGGGACGAGUCGAGGCAGGAGGGAAGUAAUGAUGAACGCGAUGACUGAAAUGAUGAACUGUUUUUACCGCAACGAAUCCAGACGACGUUUUGCGAAGGUUUAUAUUAGCGACAGGAACUGGUAGGAUUUUUUUCGCUGUACUUUGUUGUUGGUCUCUGUGUCUCGAUGAAAGAUUUCCUCGGGCAUCACAGAACCUGCUUCGCUGUAUUUAUGUUGCUGCGGCGGUACGUCUUCUUGAGGCGAGAUAGAUUAGCUUCUUGCAAGACUUGUUGAUACACCUGCCCGGCCCAGCCUGCAAGAGAAGGCUGCCGCUGACGCCUAGUUCUCGGUUCCACAACAGCGGUAUGGCCAUAUAUCCCGGCCCCACUAUCUGCAAGGCACAAAUUUUACAUCACCUCACCCC
Molecule: messenger RNA, 8237 nt
Organism: Cercospora beticola
Lineage: Eukaryota; Fungi; Ascomycota; Dothideomycetes; Mycosphaerellales; Mycosphaerellaceae
Product: ATP-binding hybrid sensor histidine kinase/response regulator
Biological process (GO): protein autophosphorylation; phosphorelay signal transduction system
Cellular component (GO): plasma membrane
Molecular function (GO): phosphorelay sensor kinase activity; histidine phosphotransfer kinase activity; ATP binding
Source: RefSeq, a predicted model, not a curated record